Humulus lupulus (European hop) is the source of this 1180-nucleotide messenger RNA. RefSeq names its product 25.3 kDa vesicle transport protein SEC22-1-like. Gene Ontology annotation, biological process: vesicle fusion with Golgi apparatus; endoplasmic reticulum to Golgi vesicle-mediated transport; retrograde vesicle-mediated transport, Golgi to endoplasmic reticulum. Gene Ontology annotation, molecular function: SNAP receptor activity. The record is from RefSeq and is a predicted model, not a curated record. Bases 211 to 870 code for a protein of 219 amino acids. NCBI's taxonomy places the organism in Eukaryota, Viridiplantae, Streptophyta, Magnoliopsida, Rosales, Cannabaceae. The transcript has 6 exons. Gene Ontology annotation, cellular component: Golgi membrane; ER to Golgi transport vesicle membrane; endoplasmic reticulum-Golgi intermediate compartment.
AUAAUUGACUAUUGACGCGUACAACUUGGACAUAAGGGAUCGCAGCCUGGGCUGCAUUUAUUGUCUCACUUGGUCUCGUAAAUAACCCUCAAACUAUUUUCUUCUUGUUGCUCCGAAUCAGAAUUACUAUCACCAUCCUUGCUCUGUUUCUCCCUGAAAUCAAUGCCAUACUCAGUUUGAGUGUUAGAGCAAGGAAUUUGGAUACUCAAGAUGGUAAAGCUAACGAUGAUUGCCCGAGUUACUGAUGGUCUUCCACUGGCAGAGGGGCUUGAUGAUGGCCGUGAUAUUAGAGAUGUUGAAUUCUACAAACAGCAAGUCAAAGCAUUGUUCAAAAACCUCUCAAGAGGCCACAAUGAGCCGUCAAGGAUGUCAGUUGAAACCGGACCUUACAUUUUUCACUAUAUAAUAGAAGGGCGUGUCUGUUACUUGACAAUGUGCGACCGUGCCUACCCAAAGAAACUUGCUUAUCAAUACCUUGAAGACCUCAAGAAUGAAUUUGAGCGUGUUAAUGGGGCGGGGCAAAUUGAAACUGCUGCCAGACCAUAUGCCUUCAUUAAGUUUGAUGCAUUCAUACAGAAAACAAAGAAAUUGUACCAGGACACUCAUACUCAGCGGAAUAUUUCAAAGUUGAAUGAUGAGCUCUAUGAAGUCCACCAAAUAAUGACUCGGAAUGUGCAGGAAGUCCUUGGCGUUGGUGAAAAGUUGGACCAGGUUAGUCAAAUGUCCAGUCGUUUAACAUCUGAAUCACGCAUAUAUGCUGAUAAGGCGAGGGAUCUAAAUCGACAGGCUUUAAUUCGGAAGUGGGCCCCAGUUGCCAUUGUUCUUGGAGUAGUGUUCCUCCUCUUCUGGCUUAAAAACAAGCUCUGGUGAUCAAAGCUGCCUUAUCCCUGUUUUGGAGGUCAUGAAGUUUUCAAUGGGAUAUUGAGAAAUGCCUGCUGGGUUUUACUUCUUCAGACUUGAGGACUUGAGGGUUCAGAUUUGGGUGCCUGAGGCUCAUGAAGGAUUGAUUGAUGGCUGAGUUUUUUCACUUGUUAUUGAGUUCAUAGAGGUACCCCUUUUUGUCAAUUUAAAUAGUAAACUGCUUUUGAACGAAAGAAAGAACCAAAAAAAAAGAUGUAAUCCUAUAAUAUUUUGAUACGAUAAAUACCAUUUAAUGCUAUUAGAAAUUUCAUUUUUGAUA